UACUGCCCCUCUAGCAGCCAGGUUGCCAUGACAACCAGCGCGGGGGGGGGUGUUGGCGGGGGGGCUGCGCUCCCGUCUUCGCUCAGGCACCCACUGGGCAGCACCAAGCGUGGAGGAGGAGAGAGGAGCCGCAGCAGCAGCCAGGGAGCAAGAGAGGUGGCCGAGGAGCUUGGGUGGCCCCAGGAAGCCUGGCCUGGAAAAGUCGCAAAACCUCUCCAGCCGCUUUGGGGGCACCCAGUGGAGAAAACCAAGGCUGGCUCUGCUCCUGCUCCGUGCAAACGGUAACCAACGGGGGACGGGUAGAGAAGACCUUUCCUUCUGCAAGACCUUCCUUAAACCUUCUGAACAAGAAAAGCAGAGUGGUGAAGUACCUGAACCUCGCCUAGAGGUAUGAAAGGCCAUGUCGUUUUGAAAGCCAAGGACCCAGGGACAGAAGGCAUCAUCACCGAGUAGAGGCGCCGGAGGGGCCCCACAGCCUUUGGGCUUUUCUUCCACUGAGAGAAGCAGCAAAACCCACCCGGCGUUUGCUUCAUGGAGGGAAGGAGAACUGGGGGGGGCCUCCCUGCCUCCCACCCAGAUGGAGACAGGGCCCCUUCAGCAGCAAAGGAAGGGAGAAAGAAUAAUGCCCAGGGAAAACCGGCGCCUGCCAGGCUGUCUCCCUCGGGAAAAGGCUUCUUCCAGAGGAAGUGCCCGCUCUGGCUCAGAAGGCGAAGGGCUGCCCAUUCCCCGGAGGGCCAGGCAGCUGCCAGGAGCCGCCUCUGCAUGGAAGCCGCCCACGAAAGCCCCAUCCAAGCCGUCCGGAAGCCCUCGCCAGGAGGCUGGCCCUCGGCCGAGGCACCUGCCGGUGGGGAGACGGGGCCCUCCCUGCUCAGGAAGCUGCUGUGCCUGAAGGCGGCUUCCUCCCGGCUGAAGAGGCCCCCGCCUCGCGGCCCGGAGGCCUCCCUGCUCUACGGGGCAAGCCCCAGGUGCGGGCCGGUGGCAGCCCUCAGCAGAGCGGCCGACCCUCAAGGGGAGUCUCCUUUGAGGUGGAGACCCGCCACGGAGCCCCAGGCACCCUCAGCGGCCGCUCCCCAGCAGGGGGGCCCAGGGAGGAGGAGGAGGAUGAAGCCAUGGCAGAUGUUCAGGGAAGCCGUGGCCUCCAGAGCCAAGAAAAGACCAGUCCUCUCAGGGCCUGGCCAGCAGGGAAGGGAAGACCUUACGGAUCUUGGCCGCCCUGCCGAGCCAGGAAGAAGCCCUUCUCUCGCCAGGGCGGAGGGAGUCUCUGGGGAGCCACCCGGCAGCCUGGAAGCAGGAGAGGCCGGGAAGCUCCUGUCCGCACGUCCACUGAACGUGGGAGACACUCAGGGAGCCCAAGAGGGCAGCGGAGGCCACGGAAGCAGCCGGCACAGUCCUGAGAUCUGCCGCGUGGUGGGGGACAGGAGGGAAGCAGGAAGCAGGGCUGACCCCCUUCGCUCACCAACCCCGGAGAAGAGCCAAAGCCAAAUGGCAAAGGACAUUCCGGAGUGGGAGAGGCUCCAGGCGUGGGCUUACGCUCUUUCGGGCAGGGACAGGGCAGAGGUGGCAGAAGCAGCCAGGGAAGGCCAGGCCUCCCAGCAGAUGGAGGGCGGCUGCCCUUUGUGGGCAGAAGAGGAGGAGGAGGAGGAAGAGCCUGCUCUGGCGGAGCUGGCAGAGAACCCCGGAGGGCAGGGGAUGCUGAUGGGGAUCCGGGACUUCGGCUGGCUGAACCGUGAGCUGCUGGGAGGGCCAACAUCCUCGAGGAAGGCCGAGGCGGCGGCGGAGAAAGCACACCGCGCUCCGCACCCUGAGGAAGAGGCGUCCCGUCCAGGGGCCCCCGGCGGAAGGAGCUGGUGGAAGAGCCAGGGAAGCCAGAGCCUGGGCACGGAGAGGAUCAGCACAGGGGCCUCUUUUCGGACAUCCUCAGGAAGGGAGGAAGGCUGUGGGGCUGCACUGCCCUUGCAGGGGGUUUCUGGGGCCUCCCCUCACCCUGGCCUCCCAAGGGAAGGGGGCUUGCUGAUACCCUGGCGGGUCUCCUCCCCUCCUUCGGUGCCACACGGGGCCAGAGAGCCAGGCCUGCCGGAAGGCCUGCUCAGCCCAGCCCCGGGGCAUUCUCUGGCCCUUUCCGAGAACAGGGAGAAGGAAGAGCAGGGAGAGCAGCAAGCCAGCCCCGAAGGGAAGCCGCUCCGGCCCUCUACGGCCACCGAGAGGAGGCCGGCCGAGCCACAGCCGGAAGCCUUGGGGGCAGAAGCCAAGCUGGACACACACGCGCUCCGCCUGGCAGCCGUGGAGAUUGUGGGCGCUGCUAUUGACGCAGCGGCCGCCCAGCUGGCCCGGAAGGAAGAGCAGGAGCUGGCAGCGCUGGGGCUGAGCAAGGGCUGCCCCUGAGACACACACCCCUCCCUUUCCUGUGGCUGGGGUGCCCGGGAGAGCUCCCCCCACUCUGUUUCAGUCAGGUCAAGGGGAGGCAGCUGGACAGCUCUUGCCAGCUUUUCCUCCCCAUCACCGUAAUCUGGUGUCAUUUAGUCCCCUCCUUCCCCCCUUUUUUAAAAAAGAAUCAUUUAACUGCCCACGGUGGGUGGGUGAGGUUUGUGAUCAUUUGGAUUUUCUGUAUUAAAGCAAAUUAAACCUACUCCGAGUUUAGGAGAAAAGUGA
Pogona vitticeps (central bearded dragon) is the source of this 2649-nucleotide messenger RNA. NCBI's taxonomy places the organism in Eukaryota, Metazoa, Chordata, Lepidosauria, Squamata, Agamidae. The record is from RefSeq and is a predicted model, not a curated record.